Ahaetulla prasina is the source of this 3336-nucleotide messenger RNA. It is a transcript of the gene NICN1, whose product is annotated as nicolin 1, tubulin polyglutamylase complex subunit. The record is from RefSeq and is a predicted model, not a curated record. Lineage: Eukaryota; Metazoa; Chordata; Lepidosauria; Squamata; Colubridae. Gene Ontology annotation, cellular component: nucleoplasm. The transcript has 7 exons. Bases 562 to 1215 code for a protein of 217 amino acids.
CAUUUGCGUCAGAUCGAAAGGGCCGGAGCUGGCAUUUGACACGUCGCUGGUUUCGCUAUAUACGAGUUAAGGUGGCAAGUCCCGCCUUUUCGGGGGGGGGACGGAUUUCCUGGGCCUUCGGGCGGCUGCGCUACGUCAUCGGCGGUUCGAAAUGCGACGCGAACCUUAGCAACGAGGGUUCCGCCUCAGGAAAGCUCUUCGCGGCAGUGGCUGCAACCGCGGUAAGCGCGGGGCGGCCAUGCUGAAAGCGGCAUUGAGCUUAGAGGUCCUUCGCAGUCCGUCAAGCGGUGAAGGAGGCGGUUGGAAAAGACAGAGCCGGGAGCAGACGAGUCGUCGUGUUCCCAAGUUGUGUGUGAUGUAACGGCAUUGGGCAGACCCCUCCUCGCUGCCUUUCCCGCAUGAUGGAGCUUUGCCCGUCAUCUGCCUGUCUUGCCCGUCAUCUGCGGGCUAAUGCCGUUUACCUUGGAUAAAAGCUGGCCGAGACCCCACCUGCCCUAUUAAUAAUCAGCAGAGUCGGAGAGUGUCGUCGUUGUUUAGUCUCAAGGGAUAGAGUGAGGAACCAUGGCAUUGGAGCCAGUCCCCUGCGCCAUUAAGAACCCAGUAGCACUGCAAGUGGGAGACAUGAAGACCGAGCUGGGCCGGCCUGGUGUUCUGGUGAUUGAUGUUUCAUUUCCACACUCGCAGACCACCGAUUUACAGGCAGUUGCAUUCAAAAAUUACUAUACUGCUUUUUUGACCCUUCGAGUACAGCAGCGAAGUUCUGCAGAUGGUGGAAACGAAAGCCCUUCCAAAUGGGUUACUUGUCUACGUAAUUUUUGUUUGAUGCCUAACCCACAUACAGAGGAGGGUUCCCAAAACUACUUUUCGAUUUCCAGACAUCAGAUGCUUUGUGAUGUGGAACAGGUGGCUGCCAUGCGUUUGAUCCUGCGCCAACCUUCUCCAGUAUGGUUGCAUUUUACAAUUGAGGAGCUGCAGCUUUUUUCUUUGUGUCAGAAGAGUCCUCAGAAAGGCUUUCCAGCUUGGCUUUGUCAUCCUUCUCCUCAGGAGCAGCCAACAAGCUUACACGAUGGACUUCCUGAUGCCGACAGAGUGUCUUCUGAACUGCAGCAAAUGUGGAUUUUAACAGAGAUGCUCCAGGCCAACCAACCAGUAGCACGGAUUGGGCGCUUUGAUAUAGAGGACUCCUAUGACCUUAAUCUACUUUCUUAUACUUGAAUGAUUGCAAGGCAAGAAGCAAGGCUUCUAAGCAGGGCCGCACUCUGCAUUGUAGUCUGGCCUGAGCAGGAAGAAGGAAGAUUAAACAGGAGCAUGAAGAUUAAGAUUUGAUUGCUUAUAUGUUCCAGUUUCAUGUUUCAACAACUAUCCAGUUAGGUUCUGGUUUCAAUUCUGUGGUAAUCUGGUUUUCAAACCUAUAUCUUGCACUGAACUCUGAAAAGUUAGAUUACCUAAACUGAAGCUGCCUAAUUAGGGCUGUUUCUCUCCUGAACUGCUUUUCCAUCUGCCUUGCUGCAUGAUUUAUGUUUCUUUUUAAGGCAAAAGUGGUGUGGUUGCACAGUGGUUAGAGUACAGUACUGUAGGCUACUUCUGCUGAUCACUGGCUGCCAGCAGUUUGGCAGUUCAAAUCACACCAGGCUCAAGGUUGACUCAGCCUUCCAUCCUUCCGAGGUGGGUAAAAUGAGGACCCAGAUUGUUGGGGGCAAUAGGCUGACUCUGUAAACCACUUAGAGAGGGCUGUAAAGCACUGUGAAACAGUAUAUAAAUCUAAGUACUAUUGCUAUUGCUAAAAUGAAAUAUAUUCAAGAAUCUGGUACUUGGAGCAUGGAGGAAAGGAAUCCUUCAUUUUUCUAAAUAAUGACUUGAGAUAUUGUAAGAAGGAUGAAAAGACUCCAGAUAUUGGGGACUGAGACUGAAAAAGGGCAAUUCUAAAAAAAUGCCAGAUACAGAGAUGAAUGUGGCUGUCUACCUCACUUAUACUUACAAGAGCAUACGUCUUUUAAUAUGUGUGUAGACUUCAAAAAGAAAAAGGUUGCAUCAUGCUAAAACUAUGACACUAAUAUUCUUGGAGGGAUUGAAGUGGUAGAAAGCUAAGUCUUAUCAUAAAUUUUCUAUCCCAAUAUACUAUUAAUAUGUUUCCUCAUAUGUCCAAUGAGUGUUGAACUUGGUUAAAUGAAAAGGAAAGUUUGGUUCAUUUUGUCUCAUGUCAAAGAACUUUAAAUAAAUUGUAUCUGCAAAGCACAUCUGAAAAUUACCAAGGAGAUAUUUGAGCAUCUUCAUUCAAGCCACUGAAUGACUUAACUGUUUUCUGGAAUAGCAUUGUAUGAUUUCCACAAAAAAUCAUUUUCCUUGUGAAGAACAAUCCUUGUUAUAGUUAUGGACAUAAUUUGUAGUUGUCAGAAGCACCAAACUGUUGAACAAUAUAAAUUUCUGCAGUGGAAUGUGUGAUUUUUUUUAAAAAAAGUAUUACAUUUUUGGAGUCUCUGUACAGCUGUUUUCUGUAUAUUAUGCCCUUCCUGUUAUUUAUUAUUUAUGUUAAUUAUUUAUAGUUGGAAAGGAUUGCAAUAGACUUCUAAUGCAUUCUAUAUAUCAGGAUUAUGUAUCUCAAUGGAUAGUUGAAGUGGAAGGAAACACUACUAGGAUAUUUUUAUCUGAACAGAGUUCCCAAACACCUAAGAGAUGAAAAACAAAGUAGCAAAGAAUGAAAUGAAGUCUCAAAUUAUCUGCUCAAUAAAAAAGUAGUGACAGAUCUUUAGCCUACUGUACUUUUUACUUUAAAUGAUUACUUCUGAGUAAUUUCAUUUUUGAAAUGAACUAUGAUUCUUGCAUUUAUGUUGAUGUUCUACUGAAAAAUAAUUUGCACUCUAUGAUUCUGAAAUAAUGUGUUUGCUUCUCUUUUAAAUGUUAUCACAGCAAUAUAAUAAUAAUUUAAGCAACAACUAGUAAAUAUUCAGACACCUGUAAUUUCAAUACUGUGGGCAGACUAAUCUCCAGGUAGAACUUUUCAACAAGAUGCCAGUACUGUUCUAAACAUGACAGCAAAUCUAUGCUUUUGUUUACAUGUAUUUGAAUGGAUAUAUGUUAUCAUUUCUGAUUAUUUUGUAUGUGUGUAGUUCUCAGGUGUUACUGCCUGACAGUUGGUAAUAACCUAAGAUAGUAAAUUAAAAGGCCAUCAAGACUAGUAGCACCAAUAGCCUGACUUAAAGAAUUAUCUGUCUAUCCUUGAAUCUCCAGAAAACUAUACCAGCAUGAAAUGUACUAUGUUCAUUGCAGAUGCUGGAAAUGAACUCUUAAUCUAAAGGUAUAAGCUUUCAUGAUGCGUUUUAAUAAAGUUUAUUAGUU